AUGAAGAUUGAAGGAUCAAGAGAGUAUAUUUACGCUGAGAUAAGAGAAAGAUUGCUCUGUUUUGAGCAUAUCGGCAAUGGAAACCUUCAUGAAUAUAUUACUGAUAACCACAUGGUGGCGAAAAUCGCGGAUUUUGGAUCGUCAAGACUUGAUGAAAAAUCACAAACAAUGGAUGCAAAUCGUUGUGUAACAUUAGGGUAUUGCUGUCCUGAAUACCUACUUGGUGGUAAGAUGUCGGUCAGAUCAGACAUCUAUAGUUUGGGCGUAAUAAUCAUUGAACUGGUGACAGGAUGUAAAGAAAUCCCUGCGAACAGUAAUGUGCUGAGGAGAUGGAGGCAUAGAUGGAAGAAAUCACUGAAGGAAACACCAUGGGCUUACCAGCAAUUACAAAUAACUAAAUGCAUCGGAAUAGGCCUACAUUGUCAGGAAAGUGAUCCAUACAAACGGCCAUUUAUAUGGGAUGUCAUACAUGAUAUCAACAAAACUGAUGGUACCUUGGAACAAACCAGCAAUGCCGAUGAAUCUGACGCUGAGCAGAUAAGGCCCCACUGGGAUGAUGAUAUGCUUGGGAUUGAGCCACUCAAGCUACAUUUUCAUUUUGAACCUAACAAGCAGAUAUCAUGCCUACUUCAGUUAGCCAACGAUACAACUGCUAGCAUUGCCUUCAGUAUACAACCGGUGAGCCCGAUGCCAUACUGCAUACAACCAAACAAAGGAAUUGUGCCGCCACUAUCCAGUUGUGCCGUUGACAUAACAUUACAGUUGCAAAGUAAGCCGCCAAAGGACAUGCAGCACCUGGGUGAGUUCGUCGUACGGAGCACCAAAGUAGCUGAUGGAAUUACAACUAAGGAGAUAACUUCAGACAUGUUCAGUAAAGUGUCCAGUGAAGUUGUUGAUGAGGUUAACGUGGAUGUUGUUUUUGACAUGCCACUAUUACUUGAGGAAACUUGA
Molecule: messenger RNA, 951 nt
Organism: Triticum aestivum (bread wheat)
Lineage: Eukaryota; Viridiplantae; Streptophyta; Magnoliopsida; Poales; Poaceae
Product: cysteine-rich receptor-like protein kinase 24
Exons: 5
Coding region: 1-951 (316 amino acids)
Biological process (GO): protein phosphorylation
Molecular function (GO): ATP binding; protein kinase activity
Source: RefSeq, a predicted model, not a curated record